UUCUGACUCACAGACAGCACUGACCUGCACAAUAUUUGGUGCCGGCUGCUGCGAGUCCUAGUCAUCGACAACCAGCUCGCCGGGCUCGAGUCGUGUCCCAAAUGAUGUCCACCAAACGCCACGUGCUUACCAUUUUGAUGUUCGUAGUAAUGUCUCACCGCCAGCUUGCACGCGUGGCUUCUCUGGUCGAGUUCCUAUGUCGUUCGUCCCUGGGCAAGCACAGCUUCCAAGGGCUUGUUAACUUCAGCCCGUCGCAGUCAAGUCGCAACAACUCAUGGCAGUUAUGUUAUGCACGACAACCUCUGUGUGCAAAGAGUCGCAUUUAUUUUAGGACACGAUCACUCUUUCCCGAUUUCGGAAUACGGGCGCGCCCAUACGGCUAACCUGUAUAAUUUGCAAAAGCUCCAAUGCUAAGCUGCGACACCGGU
Suillus discolor is the source of this 428-nucleotide messenger RNA. RefSeq lists its product as uncharacterized. The record is from RefSeq and is a predicted model, not a curated record. The coding region runs from base 102 to 383 and encodes 93 amino acids. The transcript is spliced from 2 exons. NCBI's taxonomy places the organism in Eukaryota, Fungi, Basidiomycota, Agaricomycetes, Boletales, Suillaceae.